Molecule: messenger RNA, 4589 nt
Organism: Erpetoichthys calabaricus (reedfish)
Lineage: Eukaryota; Metazoa; Chordata; Cladistia; Polypteriformes; Polypteridae
Product: tyrosine-protein kinase JAK2-like
Exons: 25
Coding region: 652-4038 (1128 amino acids)
Biological process (GO): cell surface receptor signaling pathway via JAK-STAT; peptidyl-tyrosine phosphorylation; cytokine-mediated signaling pathway
Cellular component (GO): cytosol; membrane; cytoskeleton
Molecular function (GO): non-membrane spanning protein tyrosine kinase activity; ATP binding; histone binding
Source: RefSeq, a predicted model, not a curated record
GUCGUCUACUGACAGCUCGCUGCCGCCGGCCCCCGUCAGCCUGCGCAGGUCUAACGCAACAGGCAGAGGGAGUUCUUUACUCCUGCAAGAGUGCGAGGCACGAAGGCGCAGGCAAGACAUCGGAAAAAAAUAGGGGAAAGUAAACGUCUCCUGGGAGGAGAGUCUCCGAGGUGUAAACAGUUCGAGGCCGCAGCGAGUCCCGCAGACUGGCUGGCUGCCAGCCGUGAACGGGCUGGUCGUGAUGGAGUCCGUGUGAACGCACUGCGCUGCUCCGCUCCUUGCGCUGUGGCGGCGGCAGUAGUAUAACUGGGAUAGCCUCGGAGAGGCAAGCAGAAGAAAAGGGUCAGACGCCACUAAAAUGAGAUGUAGGCAACCGUCAAGGUGGUCUUUACAGCUCAGGAGUCGAGAUGACAUGACCCCAACUACACUGAGACGCUAAAACUGAAGAGGAAGCCCUGUUUGGAUUUAUUAAAUAAUAACUGCAUCACCGCUGAGAUCGAUGAGGACGAGUUGAAAACGGAACUGAAACUCCGCGAGUCAACACAUCUCUUCUAAAAAGAUAUCCCAGCCAUAGAUGCAGCAUUAAAUACUUGCUAUCAUUUUAUGACAGUUCCUUUUUGGCAAUGAGUUGGAUGUAAUCCUCUGAGAAGUAUGGCCUGCAUUACAGUGCCUGACACAGAUCCGCAGCCAUACUCCAUGUCUCAGCAGAAUGGUGAUAUUCACAGGAGUCCACAGACUCCAAAGCAGGUGACAGCUGGUCUGGUGCUUCAUCUGUACUUUACACAGAAUAAACCAGAAGGGGAUGACAUUGUUUUUCAAGCAGGGGAGUAUGUGGCAGAAAAUAUUUGUGUAGAAGCAGCAAAAGCAUGUGGUGUCACACCGGUGUACCAAGGCAUGUUUGCUCUCAUGAGAAAGAGUGAUCGGGUUUGGUAUCCACCCAAUCAUGUCUUCCAUUUGGUUGAUUUAUCCAGCGAAACUGUGGUAUUUCGAAUCAGGUUUUACUUUCCUAACUGGUACAGCAGUGUAGGCAGCAGAGCCUAUCGUUAUGGAAUCACACGGGGAUCGGAGAGUCCAGUCCUCGAUGAUGCUGUCAUGUCUUACCUGUUUGCUCAGUGGAGAGAUGACUUUAUCAAUGGCUGGGUGAAAAUUCCAGUGACUCAUGAAACACAAGAAGAGUGCCUUGGAAUGGCUGUGUUGGAUAUGAUGAGAAUAGCCAAAGAAAGGGACCAGUCACCACUUACAGUGUAUGAUUCCAUCAGCUACAAGUCUUUCUUGCCGAAGAGUGUUCGAGCUCAAAUCCAGGACUACCAUAUAGUGACCCGGAAGCGAAUUCGCUACAGAUUUCGAAAAUUUAUUUGCCAGUUCAGCCAUUGUAAAGCCACAUCUCGAGAUCUCAAGCUCAAAUACCUCAUGAAUCUAGAAAUGUUGCAGUCUGCCUUUUACUCUGAGCUUUUUGAGGUGAGGGUGCCCAAUUCUGCCACUCCAGGGGAAGAAGCCUUUGCCACGAUCAUUGUUUCAGGCAAUGCAGGCAUCCAGUGGUGUCGAGGGAAGCACAGAGAGAGUGAAUCCUUUUCAGAGCAGGAUUUGCAGACAUACUGUGAUUUCCCCGACGUUAUUGAUAUCAGCAUCAAACAAGCCAACAAAGAUGAAUCAACUGAGAGUCGAGUCGUUACCAUCAACAAGCAAGAUGGAAAAAGUCUGGAAAUGGAAUUUCCAUCAUUAGGAGAAGCACAUUCCUUUGUGUCAUUGAUUGAUGGGUAUUUUCGGCUCACUUCAGAUGCUCAUCACUAUCUUUGUAAGGAAGUGGCACCACCCCGAUUACUGGAGGCAAUACAGAGCUUUUGCCAUGGCCCAGUUUCGAUGGAGUUUGCCAUCAAUAAACUGAAAAGAGCUGGAAAUCUAAAAGGACUUUACAUUCUGAGAUGUAGUCCUAAAGAAUUUAACAAAUAUUUCAUCACUUUUGUUGUCGAGCGUGAUAGCAUAUUUGAGCACAAACACUGCCUGAUCAAAAAGAAUGAAGUUGGCGAGUACUACCUUAGUGGUGCAAAGAAGAAUUUUGCCUGCCUUAAGGAUCUUCUGAACUGCUACCAGAAGGAGACUGUGCGCUCAGAUGGCAUCAUCUUCCAGUUUCUUAAGUGCUACCCACCAAAGACCAAAGAAAAAUCAAAUCUUCUGAUCUUUAGAAGCAACAAGGGCUCUGAAGUACCAUUGUCCCCCAUAAUUCAGAGGCACAACGUCAGCCAGAUGGUUUUCCAUAAAAUCCGUAAAGAAGAUUUAGAAAUUAAUGACAGUCUGGGACAAGGGACAUUUACAAAGAUUUACAAAGGAUUAAGAAAAGAACUGGGAGACUAUGGUGAGAUGCAUCAGACCGAAGUCAUCGUAAAGGUCCUUGACAGAACUCAUAGAAAUUAUUCCGAAUCUUUCUUUGAAGCUGCAAGUAUGAUGAGCCAGCUUUCCUAUAAACACUUAGUGUUGAAUUAUGGGGUCUGUGUAUGUGGAGAAGAAAAUAUUAUGGUGCAAGAGUAUGCUAAGUUUGGAUCACUUGACACAUACCUGAAAAAGAACAAAAAUUCAAUUAACAUCAUGUGGAAGCUAGAGGUUGCAAAACAGCUGGCAUGGGCAAUGCUUUUCCUGGAAGAAAAAAGCCUUGCUCAUGGGAAUGUGUGUGCCAAAAACAUUUUGCUGAUAAGAGAAGAAGACCAGAAAAGCGGCAACCCUCCUUUUAUAAAGCUUAGUGAUCCUGGAAUUAGUAUCACUGUUCUGCCAAAGGAGGUUCUCAUUGAGAGAAUUCCAUGGGUACCUCCUGAGUCUGUUGAAAAUCCCAAAGGCCUAAAUCUGGCUACUGACAAAUGGAGUUUUGGUACAACUUUGUGGGAGAUAUGUAGUGGUGGUGACAAACCUCUUAUGACACUUGAUUCUUCAAAGAAGCAUCUGUUCUAUGAAGAUCGACAUCAGCUCCCAGCCCCAAAAUGGCCUGAACUAGCCAACCUAAUUAACAGUUGCAUGGAUUAUGAGCCUGAGUUCAGGCCUUCUUUUCGUGCCAUUAUCCGUGACCUCAAUAGCCUCUUUACACCUGAUUAUGAACUACUUGUUGAUAGUGACAUGCUACCAAUCAGGACAUUUGGAUUUGGAUUAGCUGGUGCAUUUGAGAAUCAGCUCUCUGCACAAUUUGAAGAGAGGCAUUUAAUAUUCUUGCAACAACUUGGAAAGGGCAACUUUGGCAGUGUAGAAAUGUGCCGGUAUGACCCUCUUCAGGACAACACUGGGGAAGUUGUAGCAGUAAAAAAGUUGCAGCACAGCACUGCUGAACACCUGCGAGACUUUGAACGUGAGAUUGAGAUCCUCCAGUCACUCCAACAUGACAACAUUGUGAAAUACAAGGGCGUGUGCUAUAGUGCAGGCAGAAGAAACCUGAGACUAAUAAUGGAAUAUUUACCAUUUGGAAGCUUGCGAGACUACCUAAACAAAAACAAAGAAAGAAUAGAUCAUAGAAAACUCCUUCACUAUGCAUCACAAAUAUGCAAGGGAAUGGAAUACCUUACACUGAAAAGGUAUAUUCACCGUGAUUUGGCCACCAGAAACAUUCUGGUAGAGAGUGAGAACAGAGUAAAAAUUGGAGACUUUGGACUAACCAAAGUUUUACCACAAGACAAAGAGUAUUACAAAGUCAAAGAACCUGGAGAAAGCCCUAUUUUUUGGUAUGCUCCAGAGUCAUUAACAGAAAGCAAGUUUUCUGUAGCAUCUGAUGUAUGGAGCUUUGGAGUAGUACUGUAUGAACUGUUUACAUACAGUGACAAGAACAAAAGCCCACCAGCUGAAUUUAUGCAUAUGAUUGGAAGUGAUAAACAGGGACAGAUGAUUGUUUAUCACUUAAUUGAAAUUUUGAAAAAUAAUCACAGACUACCAAACCCAGAAGGAUGUCCAGAUGAGAUCUACAAAAUCAUGCUGGAGUGCUGGAAUAAUGAUACUUGCCAAAGACCUUCAUUUAAGGAUCUUUCCCAGAGAGUGGACAGUUUCAGGGACAGCAAGGGUGGAUGAAACAUAUGUCCAGUUUUAAAAUGCAUUUUUCAUUCUGUCUGCAGUAGACAUCGGAUUUCAGUUGCAGAAGAGUACGAAAAAGCUGGAAAAGAAGUAACAGAUUUUCUGGCCACAUCAACAUUUGUUUUGCCUCAGAAACACUUUACUUCCAUAGAAAUUUCCUCAAAGGCAAUUUAUCCAGCGAAAAGAUUCUUUGGAGUUGGUUUCUCUUAUAUUGUACAUUUUAAACAUGAUAUUUGCCAUUAUUUAAAUUGGGCAAAUAACUGUGAAAAGUCUAUAGUUUGUACGAGUAAUAUCUUGUACAUUAAGAAAAAAAUGUUUAAUUUUUUAAUUUUAUAAACAAAUGCAAUGCAAAUUAUAUUUGAGUAGUCCUUAAACAUUGAAUGUAAAUUAAAAACAUGGUUUGAAUAUAUUGCACAAUGGCUUGUAAGAUAUGAAUACUGGUAUAUAAUUUUGUAUUUUUUUUCAUUUUAAUGCAGAUGCUUUCAGUUUUAAAAAACAAUAUAUAUAUAUAUAUAUAUAUAUAUAUAUAUAUAUAUAUAUAUAUAUAU